Molecule: messenger RNA, 184 nt
Organism: Guyanagaster necrorhizus
Lineage: Eukaryota; Fungi; Basidiomycota; Agaricomycetes; Agaricales; Physalacriaceae
Exons: 3
Coding region: 1-162 (53 amino acids)
Source: RefSeq, a predicted model, not a curated record
AUGUUCCUUUUCGCAGGACAGGCAAACGCUAUUGCAGCUAACGAUGUCGACGCGUGCAACGGUUCAAACCAUUACUCUGUCGGUCACUCCUGCGCCUUUCAGGAGUCUCAAGGCAUCUGCCAAACCAAUAGUUGCGGCGUGCUCAUCUGUGUCCCUAACUGAGGCGAACUACGAUGAGCUGAAU